AUGGUAUGUGCUAAACAAUUCCUCAGCGAUAUUCAAGACUUAGAUCAACAGUUUCAAAGCAUACACGAACAGGCUAGUGAACUUGCCCUUAAUCUUGAAGAUUCUGAUUUAGUUGAUAAGGAUAAUGAAGAAUUAGAAAUGCAUGAUGAUCGAGUAAGAGAAAAUAGCAGUAAGCUUAUGUAUUUUACUAUGAGAUCCAAACCAGAUCCAAAAACAAGUAAUACCAGUCUCAAUGCAAAUAAAGAUAGUGAUGACAAGAAAAGGAAAUUUAUAGAGCGAAAGCGGAAGCGAUUAAACCAAGAUAUGAAAAGUGCAAUCAUUAAAGUGGAAACAGCCAAACAAAAUACAGAAAAGCUAGAUAAGGACGAACUAAAUGAACAUAAAGCUGAAUUUUCAGAACUUAUUAAAUCGUUAGAUCAAUUGAUAAGUGAGAUUGAACAGUCAAUCAGUGAACCUGACAAUUUUCAAAUCGAUGACAGUGGCAAAAACUGGACUGAGACCUGUGCCGAGAU
Molecule: messenger RNA, 512 nt
Organism: Paramuricea clavata
Lineage: Eukaryota; Metazoa; Cnidaria; Anthozoa; Malacalcyonacea; Plexauridae
Source: the annotation of a GenBank genome assembly